AUGGCCUCACUGGAUUUGAAAUUUGCAAUGAUCUUCCUGUUUCAGAUGCUCAUUGGAAUCCUGGGGAAUUUCUCACUCUUACAUCAUUACCUGUCCCUUUACCUCAGUGGAUACAGGUCAAAGUCCACAGAUUUGAUUCUCAGGCACCUGACUUUAACUAACUCCUUAGUCAUUCUCUCGAGGGGAAUUCCAGAGACAUUGGCAGCAUUUGGGGUGACACAUUUUCUCCAAGAUUUUGGUUGCAAACUUAUUUUCUAUGUUCACAGAGUAGCCAGGGGUGUAUCCAUGAGCACCACCUCCCUCCUGAGCAUCUUCCAGGCCAUCACCAUCAGCCCCAUGAACUCCAGGUGGGCAGGGCUUAAAGCGAGAGCUGCCAAAUACAUUGGCCCCUCAAAUAUCCUCUGCUGGAUCCUGAAUAUAUUGCUAAACAUUAGGGUUCCUGAGUACACGACUGACAAAUUGAGCAACAAAACCCUCUCAAAAACUAUAGACUUCGGAUACUGUAUUUCUGAACUUCAUGACAAAGACACAGACUUACUAUAUAUAUUAUUGACAUCCACCCAUGAUGUUUUGUGUUUGGGACUCAUGACUUGGGCCAGUGGGACCAUGGUUUCCAUUCUGUGCAGACACAAGCAGCGGGUCCAACACAUUCAUGGGACCAAAGUGUCCCCCAGAUCCUCCCCUGAGAUCAGAGCUACCCAGAGCAUCCUUGUCCUGGUGACAACUUUUGUAUCUUUUUAUACCUUCUCCUCCAUUGUUCACAUUUAUUUUUUUAUUUUUUGUAAGACCACUUCGUGGGUGAUGAACACCUCUGCCCUAAUCAAUGCAUGUUUCCCAACUGCCAGCCCCUUUGUCUUCUUGAGUAGUGACCAGCGUGUAUCCAGAUUCUUCCUUGUGUGUACUGGGAGACAUAAACAAUUCCUGCAUCCCUUCAGAGCAACGUAA
Molecule: messenger RNA, 945 nt
Organism: Pteronotus mesoamericanus
Lineage: Eukaryota; Metazoa; Chordata; Mammalia; Chiroptera; Mormoopidae
Product: vomeronasal type-1 receptor 2-like
Exons: 1
Coding region: 1-945 (314 amino acids)
Biological process (GO): G protein-coupled receptor signaling pathway
Cellular component (GO): membrane
Molecular function (GO): pheromone receptor activity
Source: RefSeq, a predicted model, not a curated record